UAGCACUGGUGCAGUGCCCAGUGAUGUUCAAAUAUACCUUAGGGGGCACAGAGGACCAGAUCCUGCAAAUCCAGAUGUGUUGUGCAGCCAAAAGGCAACAGAUCAUGUGGUGAGUGUUUGGAAAUGUUUGGUAGGUUCUGUUUAUAUGGAUUUUUGUAUGUAAGAUUGCAUUGUUCUUUUGUAUGAGGCUGCAUAUGGCGAGGCGAUGACUAGUCAGCACGGACCAGACUAUGACUGGAGGACCUCACCUAUUGAUCCUCAGGCUGUGUAUGCAAGUGGUGGAAAAGCUCAUGGAAGGUACACAAUGUUUGCUAACGUCAUCGACUCGAGCCAGGUUAGGGUUCAGCGUGGAGGUUCAUCGAAGUCUGCUGCUCGUAGCUCCCGUCGCUCCACUCAAGAUCCAGCAGAAGUGGAGCAACUGCGAGAAGAACUUAGGCGACAUCAGGAUUACUUGAAGCAACAAGCUGUGCAACAUGAUUAUUAUGCUACACAGAUUCAGCAACAACAAACACUCAUACAACAACUAGCACAGGCCCAAGGGAUACACGUCCCGGUGCCCCCCCCCACCACCUCCCGUUCAUUAUCCUUGGUCUUCACCUCCACCUGUACCUACAUCUCCAUCUACCGAACAUCAGACAAUGAUUCAUCCAGUGACCUUGUUCCCCACAAUGGAAACAUCCACGGCCUCCUCCUUGCGCUGGCGCCGCCUAGUUGUUCUGGUUGGUUGCUAGAACAGGAAGGCAAGGUGCCUGGUUCUUCUAGCGGUAUUGCUACUAUUGCUGAGGGAACUGCCUAUGAUUCUGCUGCUGGUGCUAACGCUGAUGCUGAUGCUGGUGUCCAUGCGGGUGAUUCUGCUUGA
Messenger RNA from Zea mays, 859 nucleotides. RefSeq lists its product as uncharacterized. The coding region runs from base 206 to 859 and encodes 217 amino acids. Gene Ontology annotation, biological process: transposition. Lineage: Eukaryota; Viridiplantae; Streptophyta; Magnoliopsida; Poales; Poaceae. The transcript is spliced from 4 exons. The record is from RefSeq and is a predicted model, not a curated record.